UUCCUUUGGAUUGUAACAAGAAACUUUUGAAGGGUUUAUGACGAGGCGGACACGAGAAAGUACAGUGGUAAACUGUGUGAUGUGUAAAGUGUUUUGGGCAAUUUCCACCACCUUUUAAAGACGUAAGGGUCCCCUUCUGUCUGGUCAGACUAUAGAGAAAAGUCCUUGUUAUUCAGAUUAAUGUUCUUGCUUUUACUUCCUCUGUGUUUCCUUUUGAAUUGUGUUUUUCUCACACAACUCUUCCUUUCCUUUUUCCUCCCCCCACUAGUUCCGUACAAGAUCUCUGUGGUGUGAUUUAGGAGGCCUAUUGCCCCUAUGGCCUCACCAACUCCGAUGGCAAAUUUGUGGGAGGAGGUCACUUGUGCUAUCUGCCUGGAUCCCAUGGUGGAACCUGUGAGCAUCGAAUGUGGCCACAGCUUCUGCCAAGAAUGCAUCUCUCAGGCUGGGAACAGUGUGGGUGGUGCCUGCCCCAUAUGCCGGAACACAUUUCUGCUCAAAAACAUCCGGCCAAAUCGGCAGGUGGCCAACAUGGUGGAGAACCUUAGACAAAUGGCCCAGAAUGCCAACAGGGAUGCAAAUGGGAAUCCGUGUGAGGUGCAUGGAGAGACACUUCACCUGUUUUGUGAGGAAGAUGGGAAAGUCCUUUGCUGGGUGUGUGCCCAAUCUCGGAAACACCAUCACCACUCUGUUGUCCCUGUUGGGGACGCUGCCCAGGAAUACAAGGAGAGGCUCCAGGUGGCAUUAAGAACACUGAGAAGAAAGCAGCAGUUGGCCGAGAAGUUGGAAGUCGAUGUUACUGACAAGAGAGCAGCCUGGAAGAAAAAAGUUGAGGCACAAAAAUUGAGGAUUCACACAGAGUUUGUGCAGCAGAAAAACUUUCUGGCUGAAGAGGAACAGAGGCAAAUGCAGAAACUAGAGGAGAAUGAGAGAGCUCACCUGAGACUCCUUGGGGAGAAGGAGGCCCAGUUGGCCAAGCAAAGCCAGGCCCUGCAGGAGCUGAUCUCUGAGCUGGAGCAAAGGAGUCGGGCUUCCCCACUGGAGCUGCUGCAGGGGAUUGGAAGUAUCCUUGGAAGGAGUGAGACCUGGAACAUGAAGGAAGUGGACAUUGACUGCCCAGACCUGAGCAGUGAGUGCUGUGUGCCUGGGCUGAAGAAGAUGCUAAGGACAUGCGGAGUACAUGUCACUCUGGAUCCAAACACAGCCAACCCGUGGCUCAUCCUUUCUGAAGAUCUGAAACAAGUGAGACUUGGAGACACCUGCCAGGAGUUGCCUAAAAAUGAAGAGAGGUUUGACAGUUAUCCCAUGGUCCUGGGGACCCAGUCCUUCGACUCUGGAAAACUGUACUGGGAAGUAGAUGUGACUGGAAAGAAAGCCUGGGACCUGGGCGUUUGCAGAUACUCUGUGCAGAGAAAGGGCCCUUUCUUGCUCAGCCCUGAGAAUGGCUUCUGGACAGUUUGGAUGUGCAACAAAGGACAGUAUGCAGCUGGCACUUCCCCUAAGACUUCGCUCCACCUUCAAGUGCCUCCAUGCCAAGUUGGGAUUUUCCUGGACUGUGACACCUGUACUGUUUCCUUCUACAAUGUCACUGACCAUGGCUCCCUCAUCUACACCUUCUCUGAAUGUGCCUUUGGUGGGCCUCUGAGGCCCUUCUUCAAUGCUGGUUUCAAUGACAUAGGAGAAAAUGCAGGCCCUCUGACCCUGUGCCCACUAAAACUGCCAUAGUAGAGAUCGACUGAUGAUUGGUGGUGUCCCUCUGCACAUCACCAGCUUAUUGCUUUACUUGAUCUCUCUGACGCCACAAUGUCUUUUUGGAUUAGGAGAGGUGAUGGUUAGUCUACCAAUGUUUUAAAGAUAGGCUAAGGCAGAAAAAGAUAAAGAGCUUAAAUUUGAUUUAAAGCCUGUUUUGUGUCAUCAAUGUUCAAGAUCCUUUUCAUUCAUUUAGUUCUAUUACAUUCUUACAAUAAAAAUAUAACCAGGCAUAACCAAGAAAUUUAAAUACAUGGACAUCUGUUUCCCUAUCUAAUUCAAAGUUAAUUUUUUUCAACAUAGUAUGAGAUAUGAAUAUAUAAUUAAAUCAAUAGUAUAAGUGUUCUAAAUAAAUUGUUUUAGAUAAGUUUAUUGUACAUAGUUUUAUCAUUUUUAAAUUUGAUUAGUUAUCAUGUCCCUCUUGUUCUGGUACCCUAAGCGUGUACUUAGAUAGUUUUGGUUAAUCUGUAGGUUAAUACCAUUUAUUCCCAUUCUACAAAUGAAAUAAAAGUCACUGAGAAAACAA
This is a messenger RNA of Echinops telfairi (small Madagascar hedgehog), 2272 nucleotides long. RefSeq names its product tripartite motif containing 21 (gene TRIM21). Gene Ontology annotation, molecular function: protein binding; zinc ion binding. The coding region runs from base 316 to 1722 and encodes 468 amino acids. The record is from RefSeq and is a predicted model, not a curated record. The transcript has 6 exons. NCBI's taxonomy places the organism in Eukaryota, Metazoa, Chordata, Mammalia, Afrosoricida, Tenrecidae.